UGCGCUGACUGGAGGGAGACCAUGCGUGAGUGCCUCUCAAUCCACAUCGGCCAGGCCGGAGUGCAGCUGGGCAACGCUUGCUGGGAGCUCUACUGCCUGGAGCACGGGAUCCAGCCGGAUGGACAGAUGCCCAGUGACAAGACCAUCGGAGGGGGCGACGACUCCUUCAACACCUUCUUCAGCGAGACGGGGGCGGGCAAGCACGUUCCCCGGGCCGUGUUCAUCGACCUGGAGCCCACAGUGAUCGACGAGGUCCGGACCGGCACCUACCGGCAGCUCUUCCAUCCCGAGCAGCUCAUCACGGGCAAGGAGGAUGCGGCCAAUAACUACGCGCGGGGCCACUGCUCCAUCGGCAAGGAGAUCGUGGACCUGGUGCUGGAUCGCAUCCGGAAGCUGGCGGACCAGUGCACGGGACUGCAGGGGUUCCUCAUCUUCCACAGCUUCGGCGGCGGCACCGGCUCGGGCUUCACCUCCCUCCUCAUGGAGAGACUCUCCGUCGACUACGGCAAGAAAUCCAAGCUGGAGUUUUCCGUCUACCCGGCGCCGCAGAUCUCCACCGCCGUGGUCGAGCCCUACAACUCGGUGCUCGUCACCCACUGCACCCUGGAGCACUCCGACUGCGCCUUCAUGCUAGACAACGAGGCCAUCUACGACGUGUGCCGGCGGAACCUGGACAUCGAGCGCCCCACCUACACCAACCUCAACCGCCUGCUCGGUCAGGUGGUCUCGUCCAUCACCGCCUCGCUGCGCUUCGACGGCGCCCUCAACGUGGACCUGACUGAGUUCCAGACCAACCUGGUGCCCUACCCCCGCAUCCACUUCCCGUUGGCCACCUACGCGCCCCUGAUCUCGGCCGAGAGGGCAUACCACGAGCAACUGUCGGUGGCCGAGAUCACCAACUCCUGUUUCGAGCCGGCCAACCAGAUGCUGAAGUGCGACCCCCGCCAGGGCAAGUACAUGGCGUGCUGCAUGCUGUACCGCGGCGACGUGGUGCCCAAGGAUGUCAACGCGGCCAUCGCCACCAUCAAGAGCAAGCGGUCCAUCCAGUUCGUGGACUGGUGCCCGACCGGCUUCAAGGUUGGCAUCAACUACCAGCCCCCGACCGUGGUGCCCGGCGGCGACCUGGCCAAGGUGCAGCGCGCCCUCUGCAUGCUGAGCAACACCACCGCCGUGGCCAUGGCCUGGACCCGCAUGAACCUCAAGUUCGACAAGAUGUACGCCAAGCGGGCCUUCGUCCACUGGUACGUGGGAGAGGGGCUGGAGGAAGGCGAGUUCCAGGACGCGCGGGAGGACCUGGCGUCGCUGGAGAAGGACUACGAAGAGGUGGGCGUGGAUUCGGCCGACCUGGACAAGAGGGCUGAAGAAGAAGAGUGAUUUUAUUUUAUGCCUAGAAAGUUUGGUUUAUUUUUCUUAACACUGAUAUAAAUAUGAUCUAUGAAAUUAAAUAUAUUUUAACUUUUA
This is a messenger RNA of Pristis pectinata (smalltooth sawfish), 1461 nucleotides long. Its product is annotated as tubulin alpha-1A chain-like. Bases 22 to 1374 code for a protein of 450 amino acids. Gene Ontology annotation, molecular function: structural constituent of cytoskeleton; GTP binding. Gene Ontology annotation, cellular component: cytoplasm; microtubule. Gene Ontology annotation, biological process: mitotic cell cycle; microtubule cytoskeleton organization. The record is from RefSeq and is a predicted model, not a curated record. The transcript has 5 exons. NCBI's taxonomy places the organism in Eukaryota, Metazoa, Chordata, Chondrichthyes, Rhinopristiformes, Pristidae.